CGACCAGACAUGGAGUACCUCAAGUACAGAUGGCAGCCUACUUCUUGCCAGACACCAAGGUUCAGUGGUAGAAGAUUUUUGGAAAGAUUUAGAGGGAAGCGCAUACUGUUUGUUGGAGACUCACUGAGUAUGAAUCAAUGGCAGUCCCUCACAUGCAUGUUAUACAAAUCAGUGAAAGCCAAAUACACCAUCAACAGGAUUGGAGGCCUCUCCAUAUUCAGCUUUCCAGCAUAUGAUGUUUCAAUCAUGCUGUCCAGAAAUGCAUUUCUAGUAGAUACAGUGCAUAUGAGAAAUGGAAAUAAUGUUCUGAUGCUGGACUCAAUUGAGAAUGGAAGUUACUGGAGGACCUUCGAUGUUAUCAUCUUCAAUACUUGGCAUUGGUGGCUUCAUACUGGAAAAAAACAACCGUGGGCUUUUGUUCGUUAUGGACUCAAUAAUGUACACAGAGAUAUGAAUCGGUUGGCGGCAUAUGAGAAAGCUCUAAAUACAUGGGCAAGAUGGGUGGACUCAAGUGUGGACACUGUUAAAACCAAGAUCUUCUUCCAGGGUGUAUCUCCAGAUCAUUUGAAUUGUUUAGGAGAAACGCAACCAGUGACGGGGACAGAAUAUCCAGGAGGUUCACAUCCAGCAGAAGUUGUUUUAGAAAGGGUAUUGAGAAGAAUAUCGAAACCAGUUCACUUGCUAAACAUCACAAGGCUUUCGCAACUAAGAAAAGACAGUCACCCUUCAGCUUAUGGCUUUGGUGGCAACCGUGGCAUGGAUUGUACCCACUGGUGUCUUCCCGGUGUUCCGGAUACCUGGAACCAACUUCUAUUUGCAGCACUCUUCCAGGGCUCCUGACUAUUCUCUUUUUCUUUAUAUUCUUCGGUGAAAGAAUCGAUUGUAUCGUUGGUAACUGUCAUUGAAUAACAGUGUUUUCCUCUUUGAAAGCACUA
Molecule: messenger RNA, 935 nt
Organism: Fragaria vesca subsp. vesca
Lineage: Eukaryota; Viridiplantae; Streptophyta; Magnoliopsida; Rosales; Rosaceae
Exons: 5
Coding region: 10-840 (276 amino acids)
Cellular component (GO): Golgi apparatus
Molecular function (GO): O-acetyltransferase activity
Source: RefSeq, a predicted model, not a curated record